This is a messenger RNA of Medioppia subpectinata, 731 nucleotides long. The record is from the annotation of a GenBank genome assembly. NCBI's taxonomy places the organism in Eukaryota, Metazoa, Arthropoda, Arachnida, Sarcoptiformes, Oppiidae.
CCGCUAUACACCAGUUGUCGCAAAAGUUACGCUCAAACAUGCGGUCACUGUUGGAGAGUCAACGAAACAAACACGAAGACAACAGCGACACCACGUUUCUCAUCGACGAACUAUUGCCGCAAUUGUCCGCAAACACCGACCAAUUCAGACGCUCGGCCACCGAGAGUGGCGUUAGUGUCAGCAGAGAUCUGUCGACAAUACUCAAGAAUCUGAAAAAAUUAGAGCAAAGUUUUGAUGUACUGAAUCAAGUGUUGGAUCCGAGCCUUUCGACCACACAAUCGACGGCCACUCGAAGACAUCCGAACGCAUUCUUUGUGGUCGAUGUAUAGCAGCUGUUCCAUAGGUUACAUAAUAUUGGUUUAGAAGACAAUCUCUGCCCACACCUGUGUGUGCGUGCCUUUCAGGUGGUGGUGUGCGGGCACUGCUAUCCUAUCCUAUAAGCGCCCACUCCUUCUCCAUAGUCUUCGCCAUCCUUUAGAUGUAUUUGUAUUUUCCCUAUUUUUGUAUAGAAAUUGCAUACAAAUCAUAUAUUAAUUCCUUCAAUCAAUUUGAAUACAAAACUCAUUUCACAAAUACAGCUUUUGCGCACUUCUUUCCUACGCCUCUCUCUCUCUCUCCCUCCCUCUAACACAUGUCUAACAUUUUUAUUAUGGUUUUAUUCACUACUCAUUUAACACACUCUUAAUUGAAGUAUUUUUAAAUUAUUAUAUAUUUUUGUUUACUAUUGCCUG